AUGGAUACAAUCAUUUUCAAUAAUUUAGUAACAGCAAGGGGAGUUCAAGAAGUAUUAUUAGAACAACAGAAGCAGAUUAUUCAGCAAAAAUCAGGAGUUCUGUGGCUAAAAGAAGGAGCUUCUAAUUCCAGAUUCUUUCAUGAGAACCUAAAAGUUAGCCAAGCCAAAAAUGAUAUUAUGGAAUUAGAACAUUCUAAUGGUAGUAUAGUGGCUAAUCAAGAUGAAAUAAUGGCUAAUAUAUUGGUUUCACAUUUUGAAAAUAAGUUUAAACAUCAAGAAGUGCACUCUGUUCCUGAAUACUUUCAAGAUAUUACAAAAGUAGUGACUGAAGAAGAUAACUUGUUGUUAGAUGCUACCCCAACUGAUGAAGAAAUAAAAAAAGCAGUAUUUGAAUUAGAUCCAGAUAGUGCUCCUGGACCUGAUGGAUUUGCUGGCUGGUUCUAUAGAGAAGCAUGGGAAAUCAUUGGUAAGGAUUUUGCUACUGCAAUCAAUUUUUUUUUGAGCAGAGGUUUUAUUCCAUCUGGAUUGAAUUCAAAUUUCUUGUUGUUGUUUCCUAAAGUGAAAAAUGCUAAAAGAGAAAAUCAAUUUGCACCAAUUGGUCUAAUGAAUUUUAUCUUUAAAGUGAUCACAAAUAUUAUAACUAUAAGAUUAUGGGUGAUAAUUCAGAAAAUUGUUUCUCAUCAACAAGCUGCAUUCAUUAAGGGAAGAAACAUCCAAGACCAAAUAGUUCUGGCAUCCGAAUUAGUGAAUGAAUUGGAUACUCCAAGAAGAGGUGGUAACAUUGGUUUGAAGCUAGACAUUACUCAAGAUUAUGAUUCCUUACGCUGGGAGUUUUUAUUUCAAGUCAUGAUACACUUUGGUUUUUCAGAAAAAGGGAUUUCUUGGUUUCAUACACUUCUUAAGUCUGCAAAAAUUUCAGUUCUUUUAGAUAGUGAUCUUGUGGGAUGGCCAAAAAAAGUUCUGAAAGAGAGAGAAAGAAUCAUAAGAAACUUCUUGUGGACAGGUGACCCAGCAACAAAAAAAUUGAUUACUGUCAAUUGGGAUUCAGUUUGUUCACCUCUGUCUGAAGGUGUUCUGGGCUUAAGAAGGCUUGAAAUUAUAAAUAGAGCUCUACUAAUGAAUCUUUACUGGAGAAUCCAAAAUGGUACAAGUGAAAUGGCAAAAUACUUCCAAGAUAAGUACCAAAACUCAAAGGGUGGGUGGAUUGAGUAUUACAAAAAUCAUCCAUAUGGCCAGGGUUGA
This is a messenger RNA of Papaver somniferum (opium poppy), 1242 nucleotides long. RefSeq lists its product as uncharacterized. The coding region runs from base 1 to 1242 and encodes 413 amino acids. The record is from RefSeq and is a predicted model, not a curated record. The transcript has 2 exons. Lineage: Eukaryota; Viridiplantae; Streptophyta; Magnoliopsida; Ranunculales; Papaveraceae.